This is a messenger RNA of Leptinotarsa decemlineata (Colorado potato beetle), 474 nucleotides long. RefSeq lists its product as uncharacterized. The record is from RefSeq and is a predicted model, not a curated record. Lineage: Eukaryota; Metazoa; Arthropoda; Insecta; Coleoptera; Chrysomelidae.
ACAUUAAUGAUCAUUUGAAGUUUUCUACAUAUAAAUACUAGGGUUGAAGAACAGAUAUUCAGUUUUCAAUCGACUGUGAAAAUAAGUACACCAUGAACUCCUUGGUCGCUAUCCUCCUAGUCGCCACCUUGGCCUGUGCCCAAGCCUCCGUCCUCGGUUGGGGAGGAGCUGCCACCCUCGUAGGACCUGCCAAUCCAGGGGCUCUUCUCUCAGGCCCCGCCGCUGAAGCUAUCGUUGCCGGACCAGAUGGCAGUCUUAUCUCCGGAGCCGCCCAAGCUGGAGUCCUUGCAGCUGCCCCCAUUCCCGGUGGAGUUGUCAGUGCCGCAGUCGCCCCUGGUGUUGUAGCCCCUGGAUGGGGAGCCGGCUUGGGAUGGGGACACGGAGCGUGGGGUAGAUAAACAGUCGGCUAGUCUUUGAAAAUUGUGAUUUUUGUCGGAACUGAUCUUGAAUGUUAAUAAAUGAUUACUUUUUUUA